UGGCUGCUGCUGUGAAGAGACAGGAUCCACCACGGGCGGCAAUGACUGCUCCACAUUAUCACAUGCAGUAAGAGACCCCUUAUAUUUCACCAGGGUGUUUCCUUCAAUUUCUCUGUGGUGGCCCCCGAAUUAUGGAACUCUCUCCCUGAUGAGGUAUGCCUGGCACCAACAUUGUUAUCCUUUCGGCGCCAGGAGAAUUCAGGAUGACUGACUGGUUUCUUGGCUCCACCCACACACCAUUAAAUAAAUCCCUUAUAAGCAUGUGCAUGGCCCUGCAGUUUAUAUCAAACCCUGCCUACAAGGGAGAACGUUUCAUCUCAUCAUCUGCUUUGCUCCUACCUCUUCUCUGACCUUGCAAUGGCUGCUGCUCCACAAAGGCGACAAGAACUAUGCACAGUAUCAUUUGCCAAGGCUGUUGUCUGUGAAUUUGUAGCCACCAUCCUCUUCAUUUUCAUUGCCCUGGGUGCAGCCUUCAGGUGGCCCUUACAACUGCCCAGCAUCCUCCAGAUCUCUGUGGCUUUUAGCCUAACCAUCGCUACCUUGGUCGAAGUGUUUGGUCCAAUCACUGGCGCAAAUAUCAACCCAGCUGUGACCAUUGCCUUUUUUGUAGCAAACCAGAUUUCCGUCAUCCGCUUGGUAUUCUAUGUGGUAGUACAGCUCCUGGGAGCCAUCAUUGGUGCAGGAAUGAUCUAUGCCGUGACACCCAGAGAUAUCCGCAGAACAUUAGCCCUCAAUGACCUUGCCGAUGGCACGACCCCUGGUGAGGCGCUGGUGGUGGAAAUUAUUCUAACUUUCACUGUGGUCAUGUGCAUCUUCUCUGCUACUGAUAAACGCAGGAGAGACGACAGGGGCAAUGCACCAUUGACUAUCGGACUGGCGUUUGGAAUGGCUCAUCUCACUGGGAUUUAUUAUACUGGCUGCUCCCUAAAUCCAGCUAGAUCCUUUGGACCUGCCGUCAUAAUGGGAAAAUUCAGUGGGGCUCACUGGGUCUUCUGGGUAGGCCCUAUCCUUGGCGCCAGCGUGGCCGCUGUAGUUUACAACUACCUUCUGUACCCUCACAGACUCAGCAUGCGUGAGAGGCUGGCUAUUGUUCAAGGGUUCAUUCUUCCAGAAGGUGAAAGGAGAGAGACACCAGACUCUGAAAGGCGCUGGACUUGAGCAUGUAGUGGGUUAUCACCACCCCACCACCAUCAAAGUGACAUCCACACAUAUUUGUUACAGUUAUAUACAACACAGAGAAGUCAUGUCUAACCACUGCAAAGAAAAUAGUGAGUCACUCCAGUCUAAAACCUAAGCAACUGGGAUGGCUGUCCACAUGUCACACCCACUUAGUUAACAUGCAGCCAAAGUAUUUAAGCCCAGACUGAACGGGCAGCAAGCCAACAAGCUGAUCAUAGAGCCCAACUGUCUGGCAAACACUGAGUAGAUUCUAUCUGUUGUGCAUUUAAAGGGCAUGGGUAUGAUGUUUGUGACUGGACCUUGGCAUUGCCUCUAGCCAAAAUUCAGGCUUGUUUGGUGGAAUGGCUUAUCAUUGCCCUUCCAGCAGGGGCAGGCUGCUUAAUCUCCUUGGCCCAUCAGCCAAGGUUUGGUGAGACUUCCCCCAUCAAGCAAAAGGCCCUACCCGUUAGCUGGCUCUGCAUCUACAUUUCCCCCAUUGAGAUCUGCCAGCUGCUUUUGGAUGCCACAGCCAGUACUGGUCUUCAGCAUCAGGUGUCUGAGGAAGGAGAAGCACUUGGCUGCUUCCAGGAGAGCCCAGGGUGGCCAAUGGCAUUUCAUGACAGCCCAAUUCACUUUCUUCUACCCAUUUCCUCAAAUGCACUGGCAGAAACACUGGAGUGGCUCCGCCAGUGCUUUUGCAUUAUGCCAAACUCCCACCAACUUGUCCUUCCCACUCUCCCUCCCAGGAAGGAACACCGACCCACAUACUGGGAAGCCAGCAUAGCAGCUCUGACUUACCUGGCAAGCCACCUCUCUGAGUUUCCCUCUACCUGUGUUGUUGUUGUUGGAGCAAGAUGAAAUUUUAAUUGAAGGGUGACUUGACUGUUUUCAACCGAUCAAUGAAGAAAUUUCCCAAUGAUUGAUUUGGUCCUACAUUACAAAUAUUUAUCCCGAUGGGGAGUUGUUGUUUUUACAUCACCUCCUAUAUAGACUAUGAUUCAUAAUAUUCUCAAACAUGAAAGGAUUAUGAUGUGGGGCUUUACUAAAUGAAUUUCUGUAACAUAAUCAGUUAUUGUUAAUAAAAAAAUCUGAAAAAGCAAUAUAAAAGGUAUCAAGAGUGAGGACUUUAAGGCAUUGUGAAGUGUAAGAAAGAAAAUAGUUACAAGGUUCUGGCAAAGUAGGUUCUAUUCCUGGAUGAGAUGGUUACCUCACUGCCCAACCUUUGCCAUGACCAAAUGGAGGAUGUUCAUGCGGUACUUUGCUUCUCCACCCACUGAAGUGGCAUAGAAACAAUUUGAUUAGCUGGAGGUUCAGGACAGACAAAGCAAAGCCCUUACUCACUCAGGACAUAAUUAACUUGAUGGAAUUUGCUGCCAUUGACAUGGUGAUAGCACUGGCCUACAUGGCUUUUUUAAAAGCAGCAAACAAAUUGAUAGAGAUUAGUCCUGUCAGCAGCUGCUAGUCAAGGCAGCAAAAUUAAAUCUAAAUUAUAUAGAGGCAACAUGUCUCUGAACACAGUUGAACAUAGAAAGCUGCCUUAUACCAAGUCAGACCAUUGGUCUAUGACACCCAGUACAGUCUACACUGACUGGCAAGGGCUCUCCAGGAUUUCAGACAAGGAGACUCUCCCCAGCCCUACCUGAUGAUGCCAGGGAUUGAACCUGGGACCUUCUGCAUGCAAGGCAGGUGUGCUACCACUGAGCUACUACUCUCCCAUUGUAAACAUUGGGUGAAGGAGAUUGUGGGCUUCUUACAUGCAUCUGGCUGGCUCUAUUUAGAGACUGAAUGCUAGGCUGUAUGAACCUGGCUCCUCUUAUGGUCUAAUGGGAGCACAUUCUUAUGGAAACAGAUCUGGAUACUCCAUUUUGCUGCAGCAGAAGGGAAAUAUUUCUGGCCUAUUACAAUGCACCAGUUACUUAUAAAGAUGAAACAGGGCAGGUCACACUUAAGGCUGACUCUCUCUUGACUAUUUGUACUCAAAUAUGGAUUCCCAAAUAUAAAAAUACAAGUUUGCCCCAUAAAGUGUGUGAAGUUUAAAAAACAAAAAACCACAAACAAUUUUAUGCCUUAUGAGUACCCACUGGGGGUAGGGUACCUCUUGGAUUUCAGUCUCCAUUUAGGGUUACCAUCAUUUUGUCAUUUCAAAAAGAGUACAUUUGGCUUCCAUAAGUGAAAAGUAAGAGUAUGCUGUUGCACCAUCUCAAAAAGAGUACAUGUACUCUUAAAAGAGUAUGGUUGGUAACCCUAUACUUGUCGUGUCCAGGGCUGGACUCAGGAAUCACACCAGUCGAUGAAAGCAAUUCAGUUUUCAUUAAUGUAAUAUCCAGACAGAGACUACGUCUCCUCAUGAAGCAACACAAUACACGUGUCCUGCGACAUGCAAGAGAGUUGACAGAACAAGGAAUUCCCACCCCCCCUUAUCCUUUUUAAGGGGACAUUCUGGUGCGAAUUCUCUCACUCCGCCUUAGGACAAUUUCUUCCCCGCCCCUACUCUCUCUCCCCCUGACUCGUUUUUCCCUUCUCCGGGUUCGUGGUGAGGGUGGAAGUUCUGCCUCCCCCUCCUCUUCUGAAGAUUCUGUUUCUGGGAUUGGAGAAAGGGGGGGUGAGCGUCAUGCCCAUCAGGCUGACUUUUCCCUGGCUGAGGAGGGAGUGGAAUCCCCCCUCCUUCUUGGUCUAACGGCUCUGGCUCAGUGAGGGGGGUAAGCGUGGGAAAUUCCUGAGUAGUGUCUGUAACUUUGUCUGCUGGAGUUUCAAGGCCUCUGCGGUCGCUGGGCAACACUAUCUCUGAGAGUUCUCCCUCCCCCUCUUCACCCAGCCCUGAGAAAGUGAUCUCCUCCUCAUCCUCUGAAGUGCUAGGGUCCCAAUCCUGUAUCCUGACAAUACUCCAUCUCAAGAUCACACUGGGCAUUAUGGUCAGGGACACAUUCUUAGUUCCAUCCCUCAGUCUGCCUGACUCCUUUCCAGCCCCUCGCAUGAUUAAAAUACAUUUCUGUGGUAGAGAGCCCAGGAAAAGGACAUUGGGGGUGUCUUUCAUCUGUAAGCCAUCCAUACCAUUACUGUUCUGCCUCAGCUGGGCUCUUUGUUAUUUAAUAGACUGCUUUCAGGGUUGUAUCUAGGGUUGCCAUAUUCCAGUUCCACAAAUUUGGGAUUUAAUAUUUGGAUUCUCCAGUUGUUUUGUUUUUGUGCCUAGGAAUUACCACCAAAAACUGGGGAAAGAUGUGAGAAAUCUUUUUUCAAAAAGCAACAUUUUCAGCCUUAAAUGCCUAGACUCUAGUUUCCAACACUAUGGAGUAUUUAUUGAUGGAUUAAGAGGAUUUAUAUCCUGCCCUUCUGCUGUUAAAAACAGAGCUCAGCACAGCUUACAAAUAUAAUAAAAACAAUAAAAAGACAUAAUCAAUAUAAAAACAUAAUAAAAACACAAAAUAGCAACAAACUUAAAGUAAGUCAGGGCAGCAGUACGGUUAACCAUUACAUAUACGAUAUAUUUCAGAGAUGUGGUGGGUGGAGAAAAACAAGAAGCCAAAAUAUUAGGAAAAUGAGUCUUUCACACCACAUGCUCAGUUCUAAAUACUGUUGCAGCAAGCUUUACAAGUUCCUCCAGUAUUCCACUGGUGCAGGCACUCAGACAUUCAAAGUAUCUGUAUGUUUCUUAGGUUUUAUAAAAGCAGAGCUUUGCUUAACUCAAAAUUUCUUCUCCCUUUGAUCAAUCACAUCUACACAGUUUCCACCUCCAUACUCAAAAUGAAACUGGGCCUGGAAGUGUGCAACAACCCCACACAUACCUUGCUAAUUAGAUUACCAAUGCCAGGAUGUCUGUCUUAUCGACUACUCUCCUGCUCCCCCCCCACCGGGCAUCAU
Molecule: messenger RNA, 5016 nt
Organism: Rhineura floridana
Lineage: Eukaryota; Metazoa; Chordata; Lepidosauria; Squamata; Rhineuridae
Product: aquaporin-5-like
Exons: 6
Coding region: 358-1158 (266 amino acids)
Biological process (GO): transmembrane transport
Cellular component (GO): apical plasma membrane; plasma membrane
Molecular function (GO): water channel activity
Source: RefSeq, a predicted model, not a curated record